Messenger RNA from Aspergillus ruber CBS 135680, 1380 nucleotides. RefSeq names its product telomere maintenance protein PBP2. Gene Ontology annotation, biological process: regulation of gene expression; regulation of RNA metabolic process. The transcript is spliced from 3 exons. The record is from RefSeq and is a predicted model, not a curated record. Bases 1 to 1380 code for a protein of 459 amino acids. Gene Ontology annotation, molecular function: mRNA binding. NCBI's taxonomy places the organism in Eukaryota, Fungi, Ascomycota, Eurotiomycetes, Eurotiales, Aspergillaceae. Gene Ontology annotation, cellular component: nucleus; cytoplasm.
AUGUCUGCGUCGCCAUUGCAAUCGACCAAGCGUCCCUUGGAGGACCCUUCGUCGCCUUCGGGCCCCAAUGACCAGCCAGAGGCCAAGCGUCCUGCUCUGGACAAAGUAGUUAAGGGCGACGAGACUGAGGUCGCUUCGGCCGAUGGCCAGGGAGACACUGUUGUUCCCGAUGCUCCCAACGGUAAGGGUGCCUCUUCGGAGACCCAGCCCAUUCAGUCAACUGCUUCUCAUUCAGAGAGAGCUGGCUCUCAGUCGGACAGCCGUCCUCAGGAUGAGUCGAGCUGGAUCCAUAUCCGUGCUGUAAUUUCGAGCCAGGAGGCUGCCACUGUUAUUGGAAAAGGUGGGGAGAAUGUGUCCCAGAUCCGCCGUCUGUCGGGAGCCAAAUGCACCGUUAGCGACUACUCUCGUGGUGCAGUGGAACGUAUCUUGACCGUCAGCGGUCCUCAGGAUGCUGUUGCUAAGGCUUUUGGUCUGAUCAUUCGUACCCUCAACAAUGAACCCCUUGAUGCUCCUUCCACUGCCCAGUCCAAGACUUAUCCUCUGCGUUUACUAAUCCCUCAUAUCCUCAUCGGUUCUAUCAUUGGCAAGGCCGGUGUGCGCAUUCGUGAGAUCCAGGAGGCAUCCGGUGCCCGCCUGAACGCUUCAGACGCUUGCCUUCCCUUGUCUACUGAACGGUCUCUCGUCAUCCUCGGUGUUGCUGAUGCCGUACACAUCGCCACCUACUACGUCGCCGUGACCCUCGUUGAGCAGCUUACUGAACGCUUUGGAGGACCGGCAGCUUCUGCGUACGCUACUCGGAGCGGUGGUCCCGCUGGAGCAGUGCCUGGUGGCAUGCAGGUCGUGCCUUACGUCCCUCAGCCGGCUGGUGGUCAAUACGGUCACCCCGAAACUUUUAGGAGACAUCACCCUCACCCCAACCGCGCCGCAGCAGGCGCUUACGGUGUUCCUUAUAUGCACGGCCAGCCUGCACCUACGCCUGUCGCACAACCCAUGCCCUACGGUCCUACCCCUGUUCCUGCCGCUGCUGCUCCUCACGCCGCAUACGCCGGAGCCGGCCCGCAGGGUCCCACGCCUUACGGUCCCCAGCCUGCCGCGGCGCGGGGUGCUCCGACACCUGCGGCACCAGUUGGUGGAGUUAUGCCCGGUCAGCCAUUAACACAGCAGAUCUACAUCCCCAACGAUAUGGUCGGUGCUAUUAUCGGAAAGGGCGGUGCGAAGAUCAACGAGAUCCGGCAUCUGAGUGGUAGUGUGAUCAAGAUCAAUGAGCCGCAAGAAAGCAGCAACGAGCGGUUGGUCACGAUUACCGGUACUCAAGAGUGCAACCAGAUGGCACUCUACAUGCUAUAUUCGCGACUUGAAAGUGAAAAGCACCGUGUCUAG